AUGUCUCAACACACUGUCCGGUCUCAAAGUCCCCUCGCUGCCCCGGCUGAGAUCCUUGCCCCAGCAACCCCAAUCCGUCGGGCGACUUUGUCUCCGUCACCAGAUCUCAGCGCUGCUGUCAAGGACCGUUCCUCCCAGUCAGACAAGAAGUUCCUGUCUCCACCCCCUCUGUCUUCCUCCGACAUGACUCCGCCGCCUUCAACUCAGAUUCCCGGGGCACCGCUACGCCGGUCUCACUCGCGCUCUCUCAGCCCCUCCCUUAUCACACCAGCCAACCUGGACAAGUCCCUUUGCGACGCCUAUGGGGCGUCUGAAAACCUCCCAACUCUCGAACAGAUCGACAACGCUACCGAGGCUCAACUGCGUUCCAUGGCCAAAGAUCUGCUGGCCGUGGCUCAAGAGGCUCGUAUGUCUGCACUGCACUUCAAGCUCCAAAACAGUCUGGUUUCGUUUGCCAGCAAUGAAGCAGUCAAGCGCGCGGAGGUCGAACACCAGCUCGCCAAGCGCGAGGUUGAGAUCCUACAGAGUGCAGAAUACCGCAGUCGCUCGCGCCCCGCUGAACCCAUGACGCCUCGACAUUCCCAGUCAGUCUCGACUGAGGAUUACCUGACUACGGUCCACCGCUUGCAAGAGCUGGAGAGUGUGAAUGCUGUCUUGGAUCGACGACUUCGCCACGCGAAGCGAGCCAUUGACGAUGCGACAGCCAGAUCAUUCGAGUUGACAGAGCAGAAUGACAUGCUGAAGAGACGUAUUGCAGACAAUCGCAUUCAUUUUUCUCAGAUCUACAACAACGGUUGUUUCUCACCAAACAUGCAGAAUGAGCUGCACACGAUCUGUCGAGGCGAACAUACCGAUGGUCUUGCGGCGCUUCUCUUCGCUGACAAGUUUACCAACCGCAUCCAUGAAUCUCACAGUUCCUAUGGCACGCACUCUUCACUCCCUGUGACUCCCAAUCAGCCGCGCUCCGCAGGCCAGGAUCGUUCCUAUCUGACUCCCGCUCGCAAUGCGCGUGACCAAUAUGACACUGAUAGUACGGUCUCUCUCUCAGCUCCCGAGUCCGAGGACGAAGAGCUGGGAGCCCAUCACCCCCACAUGCGAACCACUGUCCCGAAGACCAGCACUCUACUGCAGACGAAGCUGUUCGGUCAAGUGAAAAAGCCUGGUGUGGAUCGAGUUCAAACCACCAAGCGCAAAGCCAAUUCUAGUGAGAGCACUCCAGCCACAAAGAGAUCUAGGACCAACGCUGGAGUGGGUCUAGGCAUCGAAACCUAA
Penicillium macrosclerotiorum is the source of this 1272-nucleotide messenger RNA. RefSeq lists its product as uncharacterized. The record is from RefSeq and is a predicted model, not a curated record. NCBI's taxonomy places the organism in Eukaryota, Fungi, Ascomycota, Eurotiomycetes, Eurotiales, Aspergillaceae. Bases 1 to 1272 code for a protein of 423 amino acids. The transcript has a single exon.